UCAUGAUGGCUGCACCACCUCCAAGCUUCCAGGAUACUAUACACGCAGCUGCGACGGUGACGCAGGCCGCGAACGCCGCGUACAUGACGCCAGGCAUGCAGCAACAACAGCAGCAGCAGCCUAUGGGCAAGCCUAGCAUCUCGCUACGGUUCGAUCCCAGCUACGUCAGGACCACCUCCGGAAUGCUCAAGGUGCUCGAAGUGGUGAAUAACAUUAUAGGCAUGAUCUGCAUCAUGGUAUCAUCGUGCAGUUGGUGUUCUAACAGCAACUGGUUCAACUUCGUCGCUUCGACGGGACUCACCGUCACUCUUUUACUGUUGGUUUUCUAUUUUUUCCACAUCAUUGAAAAACUGAAGUUCGUCCCUUGGCUCGCAAUCGAACUUCUGUACGGGGCCACAUGGACCCUCUUUUACAUGAUCGCAGCUUUAGUAGUUGCUGUCAAAGGUGGUAGAGAUGACGCUUGGGCUGCAGCCGGGUUCUUCGGAUUCGUGGGUGCCAUCUUGUAUGCGGCAGAUUGCUACAAUAAGUACAAGUGCUGGAGGGAUGGCAUUCCAGCACAGGGAGAGAAGCCUCUGAACCCGAUGGGCAUGCCCGUCUCCCCCAACAGCCCCAACUAUGCUGCCUAUUGAAUGCCUCGGACCCUCAAUGCUCGCUGACGGUUCGAGGACUUCAGCAACGUUUACCAGCUACCCCAAGAAAUUUGGAAGAAGAAGAAGAAAAGUAAAGAUCAUAUAAUAACGCGGGUUGCAUGUUACAAUUACGUGCUCGUCGUAAAGUUCAAUAACUUCGUUGUAAAGGAUAACCAGCGGAGGACUACUUAGAAAUGGUUAAAGCCCACCAUAUAGACGGCGGUUACAGUUCGAUGCAUCUCUCAGUAAAAAAAAAAAAAAAAAACUGUGCAUGGGCAAGCUUCUUGUGUAGGCAUUCUCCAUCCCAAACCUUCGAUUCUGCUCUAUUUUUGCGUGUAAUAUAAGUGAUUAAAUGACUGUGCAGCUUUAGAAUUUUAGCUCAGCAAAUUCCUCAAACCGUUUACGUUGUGUGUAGCCCUGUGCUGCCAUCUACUAGUGAUAGAAGGAACUAUAUAUGUUCCCCGAUGGAAGAUGACUGAAAGAAAUUGAAGGAGGCUCUGUUUCCUUAAAACUGUGCAUGCGCAAAUUCGAGAUGAGUUUAGAGCCACUUAAUUUCUGGCUGUUGAAUAUUAUGUUCCACUGACAUAGCAAAUAAACUGAACUUUUCAGCAAUUUAAUUUUCAAAAUCACGAUUGAUAGCGCAGUGCACUGGGAAUAUUUAUCAUUACGAUAAUCUUUGCAGGUGAUUUCUUUAGCUUCUUUUAUUUCAAAGCACAUUAUAGAAUAGCAUGGAAAUGAGAAAAAAAGACUGUAAGAUAAAGUUCUUUCAGGGUAAUAUCAUCCGCUGAAAACUUGAAAAAUCUAUUAUGAAUCUUAUCCAAAUGGAAUGCUUAGGCGAAGUAUACCAUCAUUUUACCACAAAACACAACUAAAAGAGCACAUUUAUUGUAACAAACGUACUUAGGAAAAUUAAAUAGUAUAUAAAUGAACUUAAAAUAUUUCCACUUCAUUCGCUCCGGUUGUUUAAAAGGUAUAAGAAUAACAUCUGAUUGGUAGGACUGAUCUUUUCUUUGGCUGACCCCUUGUUCAUUGACAGCAAAUGCCCAUUACCUUCUAUACUUGACUAGAAAUCAGAAAUAUCAUGAAAUAGAUUUUCUUUUUGGAACAACUUAUUUCAGCAAGAUUUUAAAAUGCUGGUUCAUCAAUUUUUAUCAUUAAUAUGGGUGUAUUUCACUAUACGUGCUAUAUAUACUUUAUACUAUAUCUACCCAUUCUAGUGCACCAGAAGCAAAUGUAAAAUAAGAACAUAAAAUUAUGCAACAACGACUUUUUUAAAUAAUGCAAUACAUCAGGGUGGUGCAUUUCUUCUAGCGUGUCAAGAAAUAUAAUUUUAAAUGUUGAAACACACAUUUUUUUUCCCCCGUAGAAGAUAUAUAAAAGUAACAUCAUACAGUUAUAAGGAAUAAAAUGCUUGUAACACACUUAAGAGUUUAUGACAAUUGUCAAAUACAGAGUCACAGUAUCACCUUUAAUACUCUCGAUUUGUGGUCUGUGAAAUUAUUGCACUAUUUUAUGUCUACGUUUCUGCUAACAAAGUUUAUACCUAAAAUAUCUAUAGAUAAGAUCUAAAGAUAUUAAGGUAUAAAAGUAUCUGCUACAAAAACUUAUUGUUUAAAUCAUGAAUGACUAUUCAUUUGUUAGGAUAUGCAAAUCAUAUCUUGGUGCAGAUUAAUUACAUCACACAGAAAACUCCGAUCUUCUAAGCUAGAAAAUCAAUACAAGUAUUACAGAAAAAAACGGUUACAAUUUAUUCUCAGAAACAUUUCUAAUAUUGCCCAAAUCUUUUAAAAAAAAGUACUCAAAAUAUUUAAUGAAACACUCAUCAGAAUAUCAGGAGACGAUAACUCCCCCCAUUCCUUUUAUAUUUUGAUAGCAUUUAAGAAUAAAUUAGCAACUGCAGCAUUUUUCUUUACAUUAGCUUUUUUUUUUAUAUUACUACUAAUUUUAUAAUUAUUUUUGUUUCUGCUUUGAGAAAUAUUUAAGUGAUAUAUUAAACUUCAAACUGAAAAUAGUAGCAGUUUUUGAUAGGACCCCAAAAAAAAAAAAAAAAAAAAAAAAAAAAAAAAAAAAAUGAAAUUUUCUGGAAGUAUGCAAAUCUGACAAAAAUUAAAUGUAGACUUAGGAUUACAUAAAGAGAAUUUAAUAAAUAGGCAGGUUUUUUUUUUUUCCCCGUUUAUAAGUUCUUUUCUAAAUGCAUUUAUUUUUUAAAUCAAAUCCUUUCAUUUACCUUAAUUAAUUUUGCUACCCUUCCAAAAGUGUCAUUCCAAACUAAAAUAUAUAUAUAUAUAUAAAUAAAAAAAGAAAGAUAAGCGGCUUGUAUAGACUUAAUUAAAAUGUUAAUCCAGUAUUUUUAAAUGUUGAAGAUCUAUAUUUUUUUCCAGUUUUUGGAUCUAAUUAUGUAAUUGGGAGUCAGUAAGAUUUUUACCAAACAAUUGUUGAAUAUACUAAAAGAAUAAAUAUUUAUUCUUCAUGAUUAAAAUUUUUUAAAUAAAUUCUUGCGCAUAUGGAAAAGACACACACCAACGUAAAAUAUAAAAAUCCCAAAAUAAACGACCUUAGAUUGGCGUAGGUUUUAGACCAAGUUUUAUUGACUUCCAGAACUAGUGUAUCUUGGUUUUAGAAGAGAAAAGACCUACUAUUAAUCGCCCUCAAAAUCGAAAAGAGAUCUGAAUAAAAUCUAAGCGAAAUUCAGGUUGUCAUGUAUUUAAUUUUCUAAAACGUUUACAUAUUGUUAUAAAUGCACAGAAUUUUUAAUUCUGUGUAUUUACCAUAUUACAUAUUUAAAUUUUAACUAUAUUACCUCUUCUACUGUAGCAACAAAAUGUUGUUCGUAAUAAUUAUUGCACCACCCUACCUAAAACAAAAUUCAUACUAUAAAUCGUAAUAGAAGAAAAACAUAAGAAGAGUUACACAACCAAUGAAUAAAAUAAUAGUUUAAAAAAUGGUUUGUAAUUUUUCGAAUAUUUAUUUUCAAACAAGUAAUUGUUCAAACAUUUGACUGAUUCUGAUAAGAGUAUUUAAAAUAUGAUUUUUUCCGUAAAUAAGAACUGUUAUGUUUCAUAGUAAUGCAAUCAUUUACAAGAUAAAUUUAGUUGUACUAUGCUUUAUGAACUAUGAAUAUCUCGAAUAUUUCUGCUCCUAAUGUAUGUUCUAUGAAACGAACGAUGUAUGAUAUUUCAAAGUGUAAAUGUAACAUAGCCCUUAACUGUUUUAUAGAACUAGAAUGUAAAGCUAUGUUUUAAAAGAAUAAAUAAAUAAUAUAAAAUAUAAUGUAAUAAAUGACUUGAAUGUUAAGCAUAUUCUGGGACCACAAUUAGUGGUUAGAUAUAUCAUUUACAGUGGGUCAAAUGUUUAGAGAUUGCAAAUUGUGAUUUCUGUAAAAGCUAUUGUAUGGAUUCUUGAUAACAGCAAUAGCACUCAUUAUAAUUUACUUAUCGUCCGAUGUGUUAAUUUGAUUGAUUUGCAAAGCUAAUCACCUUCAAAAUUAUCACGAAAUACAUGUCAUAAAUUAAAUGCUAUUCAAAUUCAAGUAAUGGUAUAAAAAUUAAAUUAAGUGAAUUAGAACGUAUACUUCAUUACCAUUUACUACAUUUUAUGAAUGAAGGAUAUUUUAAAUCAUGUUUGCGAUUUCUCUGUGAAUUAGUGUAUUUGUUAAAAAAAUUCUUUACCUCACCUUUAAAGCAAAUUUCUAGUAAGUUAUUAAUUACAAAAUUGCAUAAAUAGCUUUCUUAUAUUUUUGAAAAAUAUGCAGCAGUAAAAAACCGUAACAUUUAUUGACAUAUCAAAUAACACUCAACUCACUUUACAGCAAAUGUUUACAACAAUAGGAAACAUUUGUUCGUCAGUUUUCGGGGUGGAAUGAACUGUUAGAAUUUUGAAUUUAAUUUAAUACUGUUUUGAAGCUUAAGACGAUGAAUCCUUUCCACACACUCAUAAGCGUACUUAAUAUAUUUUUUCAUCGUACGAUUUCUGUAAAAAUUGAACAAUUUCAUUAGAAAAAAACCCUGAUCAUUAAUACACAGAAUUAAGUGUUUUGUGAAAUCUAUAUGCAAUUUUACUAGAAGUUUAUUAAUUUCUAAGAGAAAGUUCCAAAUAUUUUCAAGAUUUUCCAGUGACAUAACUGACAGUUCAUUUAAUAAUUCUUGACCUAACCCCAAGUAUCUUCUAUUUUAUCAAUAUAAAAUUAACUUUGAGAUGAGCUGAAAUUGCUCAUGAGCGGAGAAAUUGACCUUCCUUAUUUAAUUUCCUAAUAAAUCAAUCUGUUCGGUAAAUCUAUUGUUUUUUAACAUUUUAUAAAUACCAAUAUCACAAAAAGAGGUCCGAGUCAGAGGAUUGAAGUUGAAUAAUUAAAUUAAUCCGAGUAACUGAUAAAGACUCUUCGAGUUUAUGUCCAUGUUUUUGGAUCAGAAAAAUCUCAAACGUGACAGCCGUUAUUUUCUAUCUAAUAUCACGCAAAACCUGUUUUUUAAUUUCUUGAAAUCGUUCCCCAGUUGCUGCUCAAUGGAUUACUUCAGUGACUUUAAGCUCAUCUUAAGAAUCCCUAAGUUCAUCUUAUGAAUGUGCUUUGAGGAAAAAAUAACUGCCUGAUACAAUUCCAUAGAAAAUUAUCCGAACUCAAUGAUAUGGAGGAGAAUGAUGUGGCAAAACAAGAUAGGAACAGAUCAAAAACCUUUCCUCAUGUCCAAAGUAUGCCCUCACAGAUGCAAAAUUUUCACUUCUAGUUUAGAGUACAGUUCUAUCGUUGGUAUGUGAAAAGAUAUUACGUUAAUAGUGUUUUUUAAAUAAUAUUUAGGAUCUGUAGCUGUAUCAUUUGUAGACCGUAGAAUAUCAGAACAGGCAUUCGGUUAUUCGAAAAAUACGAGUAUUUGUUCUCCCUUCUUUCCCUACAAGUUUAUUAUAUUACUACGGUAAUUUCAUUCCUUCAUUUUUCAUAUUUUAUUUCAAUAAAUACUGCAUUUAAAACUUACUUUAAAAAAUUAUGUAAGUAUAAAAGUUUAAAAACUAUACUUCUCUGCGAAUAAUAACAUAAUUUAAUAUUUGCCUAAACACACAACGACUUAUUUCUAUUUCAAUAAAAUAAUGAAAAUAAUUUCCGUUUACGAAAGAUAUAGAGCCAAAAUAUAACCUUACUUUAAUGUCCUAAAAUUAGGUAAAUAUUUGUUAUUGAUUAGCAUACAGUAGAAUGUAUAUAUUUUAUUUCUAUUUACUUAAAUGUCAAAUAAAAAUUUUAUGUCUCAUUAACCUGAAUUGCCAUUAAAACAGACGUACACUUUUCGUAAGGCGCUUUUAUUCUAUUUUAAUUAAAAAAAAAAAAAAAUUAUACCAAACCACACAUCGUAUAGUGUUAGAAACAUCUUUCAGUAAACAAACUAUUAGCGCAAGAGCUUAUAAAAAUUACCAGUGAUAUAUAUUACAAAUCGCAUGUACAACUUGUAUAUGCUUUAUACAUUUACUUUUUUACUUUUAUACGUAUUUGUUAAGAAUUUAAAUUUGUUUAAAUUUAAAUUUCAUUCCUUGCAGCAAUGGCGCAAAGAAUAUUUAAUUAAAUAUGUAUUUAAAUUUAAUUUUUUAAAUUAAACUCAAUUUAUUCUUAUGAAACAAUUAUUCUGAUUAGAGAUAUUAUAAAAAAAAAUUUUUUUAAAGUUAAUGUAGGAGUUACGAAAAACUACAUCUAAAUUGCUAAAAAUUCUUUAAUACAGUUGUAAUUAGGAAGAUAACAAUUUCGUGUUUCGUCGAAUGACAACACUGUGGAAACUCGUUAUUGGCCAGAUAGUGUGAAACAUAAAUUGCCGAUAUUAUAUCUUGUCAAUACCCAGUAACAUGGAAGAUAAAUUGCAGAGUGAUAGACUACAGGUAAAGAAUUGUAAUAUUAAAAAAUUGGAGAAUAGUCCGCUAAAGGCAUAUGUAACUUGAAAACAUAUAAGCACAUUAAUAACAUUUUAUUUAGUCUCAUUUCAUUCAGAGAACUUGAAUUCUAACACAUGGGAUAUGUCUGACAUAGUACUGCAGCUCAUCGCAGGCCAUAAUUAAAAAUCUGUAUGUUGCAAAGCAUUUUUUCAAAAAAUAAUAAUAAUUCAGAUUGAAUUCAAAUUCAUGCACUUGUAGCUUUGAUUUCGCGAAAUAACACAUCGGAAAAUAUAACUGACCAGAAAUAGGCUUAAUAUCAACUUGCCCACCGUUAAUACAUCUUUCUUUAACUUUGCUGUUCGUAACUUAGAACACUGGUGCUUACGUAAGGACAGUUCUUGCUGUGUAAGGAUCUCACGUUCGUGUUAACGAAUUUUAUCUGAAGUAACGGAACCUAGCGGCAAUAACAAUCAUUUAUGCCUCGUAUGUAUUAUAUGUAAUUUGUGUGGAAAUUUUAUUGCCUUUAUAAGAAAUAAAACUGGGCAAAAAAUUUGGGUGUAUAGUCGUGAAUGUAGAUUUACUGAGUACUGAACAUUUCUUAUCCACCUUACGUACUGUAGAAUUUAAAAUUCUGUAGAUAUGUUCAUAUAGAUACCUUUUUUUCAUUAAUUUGAUAUCUUGUUAUAUAUAUAUGCCUUUUAUGAGUCUUCCAGUCUUUUUUGGUGAAUCCCAAGUCGUUUUAAACCAAUGAACUUAGUGCAUACUGAGUUUAUAAAGUAGAUAUUUUUGUUUUUUAAUGUUAUUAUCAAUUUUUGUUUAAAUUUCUAAACCUCCUUUCUUUUUACGGUUCAGCUACUUGAAGAAAACUAACUCGAGAUAAAAAUAAUUUAAAGAAAAUUUAGGCAUUUUUUGGCCAGAAUUCUAUAAAUGUUAGUUUCACACGGCAAAAUAAUAAUACUAAUAAUGAUGAUGAUGAUUUUAUGCAUACUUUAACAUCCCAAUCAUUAAAGAUUAAUUCGCUGAGCUUUUAUAAUUUUUUUUUCGAAAAUCAGUAUGCAUUGGGUACAUUUAAAUUGCUGAAUAAUUUAUUAAAUUAUCUUUUCCUUUUUAUGUUUUCCUCUGCCUGCAAAAAAUCAUUACCGUAAUUAAAAUAACUCGAGGUAUGUAUUACGAUAAAUGAAACUGUAAUUUAAUGUAUAAAACGCAAUAAAAAGUAAUUCAAUAAAA
Messenger RNA from Stegodyphus dumicola, 7703 nucleotides. RefSeq names its product CKLF-like MARVEL transmembrane domain-containing protein 4. Lineage: Eukaryota; Metazoa; Arthropoda; Arachnida; Araneae; Eresidae. Gene Ontology annotation, cellular component: membrane. The record is from RefSeq and is a predicted model, not a curated record.